GGGUGUUGCGGCAACAAUUUUGCCAACCAGUCAUUGGCAGGGCGCUUGGCUCCCCGGAUUGCGGAGGUCCCGCCCUUGAGUCACUCUGCAGACGCACGCAAGCACACGAUGCAGACAGAUGAUCUGGGCAUUCGUUCUCCCGCCGCCACAGCUUCCGCUGCGAGUCAUGCCACACGCUGCCCAAUAACCACUGUGCGGACUGCUCUGGAUGGCUUGCUGGAGACAACACCCAACAUGCCCUUCUCCAGGCGAACCUGGCAGAGCUUUACAGAUCACCUGGCAUCUCUGUGACGAGGCACACUCAGUGGUGAGCCAGCCGCCACAGUUAUGGUGUUUAGCAGGCGACGUGAACCUGCAGGCCCAAAAGAGAAAGGCUGCCCAGCGUUUGAUGGGCAUCGCUUUUCGAUUGCCCCAUCUCUUACUGUCUCGGCACCACUCUCUCCCCUCGUACAUGACUGCUCCUCCGCGCCCUGUCGUUUACACUGCCCAAAGCCCCCUCCAAACGAAAACAACACGGCUGCAAGCACGUCUGCAAGAAUCCACACGCUGGAGAAGAGCCGCAGAAUGCGUCUCACAUCACAUCCGAGCACGCUUGUCCUCGGCUGCCGUCGGCGCAAGGGCCAUAAAAAAAGGUCCGAUCGUCGGGGGAAGCGGCUUUCGACUGUGAUAAGAGCCCUAUCUCGUGUGCUGCUGCUGAAUGGAGCCCGUCGUUCGAUGCUCCACUUGGACAGGCCGGCUGCGUUGUGUUGCACCGUACUGGCUGUGAUUGUCAGCAGCAGAGUCAGAUCAGUGGGUUCGUCAUCUCGGUCGAAUGACGAACAAUAUUGUCUCGCACGCCGUUUGUCUCUGACAGGCACAUGGUGGGUGGUUCUGA
Molecule: messenger RNA, 874 nt
Organism: Microdochium trichocladiopsis
Lineage: Eukaryota; Fungi; Ascomycota; Sordariomycetes; Xylariales; Microdochiaceae
Exons: 1
Coding region: 209-667 (152 amino acids)
Source: RefSeq, a predicted model, not a curated record